Molecule: messenger RNA, 11253 nt
Organism: Aphidius gifuensis
Lineage: Eukaryota; Metazoa; Arthropoda; Insecta; Hymenoptera; Braconidae
Gene: ds
Product: protein dachsous
Exons: 10
Coding region: 839-11182 (3447 amino acids)
Biological process (GO): homophilic cell-cell adhesion
Cellular component (GO): plasma membrane
Molecular function (GO): calcium ion binding
Source: RefSeq, a predicted model, not a curated record
GAAUGAUUAUCAGUACAAUUAAAUUAUUUUUAGCCUGGAUUAUAUAUAAUUUUUAUUAAGCUAAAAAUAACAAACAAUAUACACAAACACAAAUCUUAAAAGAUUCCUUUUUUUGUUUAAAAAAUUUACUCAUUUUUUUUUUGGAGUAUUUUGGAGUAUUUGGUUUAACAAGUGAAAUAAUAUUUAAAUUUGUUUAUUAUCAAUGUGAUAUAUUGUUUAAUGAUACAUUAUUCUGGAUACACAUAUUAGUGUAUAUAGUUAUUUUUAAAAAUACAUAUAGUGUAUGUGUGUUGUGUAUGUGUGUGGCUGGAUGGUUGCUGGAGCUGACCGGUUGACUCUUAAACUCCAAUCCAGAAGUUGAGAGUUGUGUAUAUAAAGAGAGUGUGCAUACCUGGUAUGCCAGUAAUAUAUUUUUUAUUUAUUUUUUUAUUUUUUCAUUCUCAUAAGUUUGUUUUUUAUCAUGUUAAAAUAAAUGAGAUGAUAAAUAUAAAAUUAUUAUCAUCAUAAAAAUAUAAAAGUGAAUUUGAAUAAUAUAUUUUUAAAAUUGAAAAUUUAGUGAAUUUUGUGUGAUAUAAUAAUCAUCACACUAAAAGAAAGUCAAAAAAUAAUGUUUGUGUUUGUUUUUAAAAAUACAUAUUUAUACAGAUGAUGAUGAUGAUGAUGUUGAUGAUGAGAAUGAAAAUGAUGAUUAUAGCUAAAAGAGAAAGAGUCGAGAGUGAAUUAUUAAAUAAUGAAAAAAAAAAAUUACAGUGAUAAUAUAUAUAAAAUUGGUUAUUAGUUUAUUUAAAAAUUUAGAAAAACAAAAUGCAAAGUGGUAGAUAGUAGUAAUUAAUUGAAGAUGGAGGAGGAAACAAGAAGAAGAAAAAGAUCAUCAUUAUCAUUAUUAAAAAUUGGUGGUGAUGGUGUUGGAUAUUUUUCAAUAUUAUUUGUAUUUUUAAUUGGUAUAUUAUCAGCAAAUAGUAAUGUAAAAUCUGAAAUAAUAAAAUAUCUUGAAAUAUCAGAAAAUACACCACCAGGUAGUAGAAUUGGUUUUAUUGAUGCUGAUAAUCCACCAUAUUUAAUAGUACCAGUACCAGGUUCACCAGUAACAACUGAUUUAACUGUUGAUCCUGGUACAGGUGAAAUACGUACAAAAGUACAAUUAGAUAGAGAAACAACACCAUCAUAUAGUCUUGUUGCUUUAACACAAAAUAUUAGAAUAGUCAUUAAAAUACUUGAUGAAAAUGAUAAUGCACCAAUAUUUCCAGUUGAUAAUAUUAUUAUUGAAUAUCCAGAAAAUUCACCACGUGAUUCAAAACGUGCAUUACCACCAGCAAAAGAUCCAGAUCUUGGACAAUAUUCAACUCAAAAAUAUGAAAUAAUAAAUGGUAAUAAUGAUAAUUUAUUUAAAUUAUCACAACAUCGUGGUAGAGAUGGUGUAUUAUAUGUUGAUUUACAAAAUUCUGGACAACUUGAUCGUGAAUUAUGUUCAUUUUAUAAAUUAUUAAUUGAAGCAAAUGAUGGUGGUAUACCAUCAUUACGUUCACAAUUAAAUGUUACAAUAAUAAUACAAGAUGUCAAUGAUAAUCCACCAGUAUUUAAUCAAACAAGAUAUACAGCAAGUAUUGCAGAAAAUGCAACAAUUGGUACAUCUGUAUUACAAGUUAAUGCAAGUGAUGCUGAUAUUGGUAUUAAUGGUGAUAUUGAAUAUUCAAUAAAUCGUCGUCAAAGUGAUCGUGAUGAAAUGUUUAAAAUAAAUACAAAAACUGGUAUGAUUUAUGUUAAUAAACAACUUGAUUUUGAAACAAAAGAAAAUCAUGAACUUGUUAUUGUUGCACGUGAUUUAGGUAUACAACCAUUAGAAACAAGUGUUUUUUUAACAGUAUAUGUACAAGAUGUUAAUGAUAAUCAACCAAUGAUUAAUGUUAUAUUUUUAACUGAUGAUGCAACACCAAAAAUAAGUGAAUCAGCACAACCUGGUGAAUUUAUAGCACGUAUAUCAAUAAGUGAUCCAGAUUCACGUAAUGAAUAUUCAAAUGCAACUGUAACAUUAAAUGGUGGUGAUGGUAAUUUUGGUUUAGCAACACGUGAUAAUAUAAUAUAUCUUGUUGUUGUUGAACGUAAACUUGAUCGUGAAUAUAAAUCAAUAUAUAAUUUAUCUGUUGAAGCAACUGAUACUGGUACACCACCAUUACGUGCAAUACGUACAUUUAAAUUAAUAAUAACUGAUGUUAAUGAUAAUUCACCAAUAUUUAAUGAACAACAAUAUGUUGGACAUAUUUAUGAAACAUCAGAACCAGGUACUGAAGUAACACGUGUUAAAGCAACUGAUUUAGAUGAUGAUAAUAAUUCAAUUAUUAAAUAUUCAUUAAAAAAUACAACAUCAUCUGAAUCAUUUAAUAUUGAUGAAAAUAGUGGUAUUAUAACAACAAAUAGUCAUAUUAAUUGUGAUAAUGAUCCAACACCAAUACUUGUUGUUGUUGCAAGUGAUAUGGGUAAACCAUCAUUGAGUUCAAGUGCUAUUGUUAAAAUAACAAUAUAUGAUCUCAAUGAUAAUGAGCCAAUAUUUGAUAAACCAUUGUACAAUGUUACUGUUGCUGAGGAUUUACCAAUUGGCCAUUGCUUUCUCAAGGUACAUGCAACUGAUCCAGACUGUGGUGUUAAUUCAAUAGUUAAUUAUACACUUGCACAAUCAACUGGUAAAUUAUCAAAUGAACAAUUACUUGUACGUAGUGAUACAGGUGAAAUAUGUGUUAAAUCAUCAUUGGAUUAUGAACUAUCAGCUUACCUGGAAUUAUCAGUUGUUGCAACAGACAGAGGUGGUUUAAGUUCAAUUGCAAUUGUUAGAAUUCAUAUAACAGAUGUCAAUGAUAAUCAUCCAAUAUUUAAUCCAUUAAUUUACAAUACAACAAUAAACAUUGAUGACACAAGUUUACAAAAUGAAAUAAUAUUAAAAUUAAUUGCAACUGAUAAUGAUGAUAAUUCAUUUGGUAAAGUAUCAUACAGAAUAACAAGUGGUAAUGAUAAUGGAAUAUUUAAAAUUGAUAAUGAUGGACAGCUACAAAUAGCACGUAAUAAUUAUCAAAAUUAUUUUUUAAAAUCAACAAUUUAUCAAUUAAAUAUAACGGCAGUUGAUGGUCAUGGUUUAAAAUCAAAUUACGAUGCAACAGCAUAUAUAACUGUAUCAAAAAAAUUAAAAAUUAAUAAUGGACAAUAUUCAAUACCACUAUGUCAAAAAUCAAGAUACAAUAUUCCAGUUAAGGAAAAUAUUUUACAAAAUAGUAUCAUUGGAAAUGUCAAAGAAAAAUUAUCAACUGAAUCAUCAUUAUUUGGUAAACAAAAUUCACGUUUUUUUCUUGCAACUGGUGAUAAUGAAUUUUCAAUUGAUUCAAAUACUGGUAUUAUUAGAACAAAAAUAACAUUUGAUAGAGAAUUAAUUGAUCAUUAUAUACUUAGUAUUGGAUUGAAAAAUGAUUAUGGUAUUGGUUAUUGUCAGGUUGAAAUAAGUAUUGAAGAUGUUAAUGAUAAUUUACCAUUAUUUAAAAAUUCAAAAGUACGUAUAUCAAUACCUGAAUCACAAGCACUUGAUACACCAAUAUAUGUUGCACAUGCAACUGAUCCAGAUAUAACACCAUCAGUACCAAUACGUUAUAUUGUUGGACAAGAAAGUAGUAAUGAUUUAUUUGGUAUUGAUGCACAUCAUGGUGAUAUUUAUUUAUUACGUAAACUUGAUUAUGAAACACAACAACGACAUAUGUUAUUUAUAAGUGCAAUUGAUGGUGGUGGUUUAACAUCAAAUCAAACAAUAACAAUUGAAGUACAAGAUGUCAAUGAUAAUCCACCAGUAUUUGAAAGAAAUGAAUACAGUGUUGAUUUAUCAGAAGGCACAAAAAUUAAUUCAUUAAUAUUACAAGUAACAGCACUUGAUCUUGAUACUGGUAAUAAUGCUAGAAUAAGUUAUCGUCUUCAUGGUUCAUUAUAUUUUCGUAUUAAUUCAAAUAAUGGAUCAAUAUAUUUAACAAAAUCAUUAGAUCGUGAAACAAUGAAUUAUUAUAAAUUAACAAUUUAUGCAUCUGAUAAUGGUAGUCCUGCAGCAACAGCAACGACAAUUGUUAAUAUAAAUAUUAUUGAUGAAAAUGAUAAUAGUCCAAUAUUUGAUAAAGAAUAUUAUACAUUUGAUUUACAAGAAAAUUUACCAUCAGGUACAAUAAUUGGUUGUGUAUCAGCAAAUGAUAAUGAUAUUGGUAAAAAUUCAUUAUUAAAAUAUACAAUUGUACAACAAAAUAGUAGUUUUAUUAUUGAUAGUGAUACUGGUAUAAUUAAAACACGUGAAUCAUUAGAUCGUGAAGAAAAAAAUAUACAUGAUAUUAUACUUGAAGCUAAAGAUCAAGGUAUACCAUCAAAAACAACACGUGUUAAUUUACGUAUUAAUGUAUUAGAUGUUAAUGAUAAUUCACCAGAUAUUAUUGAUCCACAAGGUAAUAUUGUAUCAGUUAGAGAAGAACAACCAAUUGGUACUGAAGUUGCACGUGUACGUGCUAUUGAUAAUGAUUAUGGUGAAAAUGGUACAAUAACAUAUAGUAUAUUAAAAGAUCGUGAUUCAAAUGGUUGGAAUGUAUUUACAAUUGAUUCAAUAACUGGUAUAAUACGUACAAAAUUAAUACUUGAUCAUGAAGAACAUAAUGUUUAUCGUGUAUCUGUACAAGCAAGUGAUAAUGGUAAUCCAAUAAAAACAAGUGUACGUGCAUUUAGAGUUGAAGUACUUGGACUUGCUGAUAAUCGUCCAACAUUUACAAGUACAAGUUUAACAUUUCAUGUUAAUGAAGAUGCAUAUAUUGGUAAAUCAAUUGGUUUAUUAUCUGAUACUGGAUCAAUUGGUCAUGUAUCAUAUACACUUGAUUUACUAACACCUAAAAAAUCACCACUUGUCACUAGCAAUGAACAAUAUCCAGCAUUUGAUGUUGAUACAAGUACUGGACAACUUGUUGUUGCACAUACACUUGAUCGUGAAUAUAUUAAUGAAUAUCAAUUAAAAAUACGUGCACUUGAUACAACAUCAAUUGGUAAUCCACAAAGUAUUGCUGUAUCUGUUAAAAUUAUUAUUGAUGAUGUCAAUGAUAAUUAUCCAAUAUGGCAAAAUGAUCCAAUUAUUAUUUAUGUCAAUGAAAAUACAUUAAUUGGUACAAUUAUUUAUAAUUCAACGGCAAUUGAUAUUGAUAGUGGUGAAAAUGGUGAAUUAAGAUAUGAAUUAAUUAAUGAAUUACCAUCAAAUGAUAGUUUUAUGAUUGAUUCAUUAACUGGUGCAUUAAUUGUCAUUAAAACAAUUGAUCGUGAAGAUAUUGAUGAAUAUACACUUAUAUUACGUGCAUAUGAUUGUCCAUUAAUGUCAAAUAAAAGAUUAUCAUCAACAGUUACUGUUAAAAUUAUUGUUAUUGAUGAAAAUGAUAAUAAUCCGUAUUUUGUAACAACACAAAAUAAUAAAAUAUCUUUAAAUGAAGGUACAUUACCUGGUACUGAUAUUUUUCGGGUUAUUGCAUUGGAUAAUGAUGCUGGUGAUAAUGGACGUGUUACAUAUGUCAUAACAUCUGGUAAUGAUGAUUCAAAAUUAUCAAUUGAUUAUGAUAGUGGUUUAAUAACAUUAAUUAAACCAAUUAUUAGUGAUACUAUUAUUGAAGUAACAGCUAGUGAUCAUGGUAUACCAGCAAGACAUACUAAAAUUAAGCUAACAAUUACAAUUAUUAAUGGACAAAUUAAUGGACCACCAAGAUUACUUAUUAAUAAUCCAAUUGUUAAAGUAUCAGAGUAUUUAACAAUUGGUGGAUCAAUUGCAAAUGUAGCUGCAGGUGUCAUCAAUGAUCAUGUUAAUGUUAGCUUUCAUGUAUCACCAGCGUACACUGAUAAAUUUACCAUAUCAUCAAAUGGAUUGGUUACACUUGUUGCACCACUUGACCGUGAAAAAAUAUCUUAUUAUGAUGUACCAAUUAUUGCUAAAUCAAGCAAGCUACAUGAUCAAACAAUUCUUAAAAUUCAAGUUGAUGAUGAAAAUGAUAAUUCACCACAAUUUCAUCCAGGCUCUUGUUAUACACUUGUUGUACCAGAAAAUCAAGAUUCAGCUGUUAUUCAUGCAAUCACUGCUUUUGAUAUUGAUGAUGGUAAAAAUGGUGAUAUUAGCUACAACAUUGUUGGUGGUAAUAUUGGUAGAAAAUUUAAACUUGAUUCAAAAAGUGGUGAAUUAUCAUCAUCAAAUUUAGAUCGUGAAUCACAAUCAACUUAUGUAUUAUCAAUAUCAGCCAAGGAUAAUGGUCGUCCAAGUUUAGAAGCACGUUGUAAUAUAACAAUACGUGUUAUUGAUGUUAAUGAUAAUUCUCCAAUGUUUACUGAAUCAUCACAACAUAAUCCAUCAACAAAUGAUUAUCCUUCAUUUACUAGUCAUUAUGAUAAUUUCAAUUACAUGUCUGGUAAAUACACAGCAACAAUAAGUGAAAAUUUACCAACUGAUUCAUCUGUUAUGACAAUUCGUGCUGUUGAUCCAGAUCAAGGUGUUAAUGGAAAAAUAACAUACUCAAUAUUUAAUGAAAUUAAUUGGCAUUUUAGAAUUGACAAUUUAACUGGUGUCAUAACAACUGCUGGUCCACUGGAUCGUGAACGUCAAGAAACAUAUAAUUUUUUAGUUAUUGCAACUGACGGUGGUUUAUACAAUGUUAAAAAUUCAACGAUACCUGUUGAAAUAAAUUUAACAGAUGUUAAUGAUAAUUCACCAAUAUUUAUUGAUACACCAUUACGUAAAAUAAUAUCACCAUCAACACAACCUGGACACAGUAUUAUGACAAUAAAAGCAUAUGAUUCUGAUAUUGGUAAUAAUGGUGAAAUAAUAUAUUCAUUAUCAUCAUCAAAUGAUAAUGAACAAUCAAAAUUUCGAAUUAAUCCAAAUACUGGUGUAUUGACAACGACAAAUUCACUAACUCAAGAUUAUGAUAAAAUUUAUAAUAUUGAAAUUAUUGCUCGUGAUAAGGGUAAUCCAUCAUUGAGUAAAAGUAAUUUUAUUGAAUUAAUUAUAACAGAUAAUGAUAAUUAUUUAAAAAUGUUAAAAUUUCAAAAUGAUACAUAUAAUAUUAUUGUACAAGAAAAUUCACCAAUUGGAAUGGAAAUAAUAAAAGUUAAUGCUGUUAGAUCUGAUGGUAGACGUCAAAAAAUUUUAUAUUCAAUAUGUUCAGGUAAUGAUUAUGAUACAUUUAUUAUUGAUGAAGAAACUGGUACUGUUAAAAUAAAUGAUCCAACAAAACUUGAUGCUGAAAUUGAAAAUAAUUAUAUUGAUAAUGAAAAUAUAUUAAAUGAUAAUUUAUUACAAGAUAAUAAUCAAGAAUUAAUAAAUAAUAUUAAUGUUUUAAAAAAUGAAAAAACAAAACGUGUAUUAACACUUGUUGCUAAAACAACUGGUACUGAGCCAUUAAUGGCAUAUGCUAAAUUAAUAAUUUAUAUAUCAGAUGUUAAUGAUAAUCCACCAAUAUUUACACAAACCCAAUAUUCAGCAACAAUUGCUGAAGGUAAUACAAAAGAUAAUUUUGUUGUUAAAUUAACAGCAAAUGAUGCUGAUCAAGGUAUUAAUAGUAAAAUAUUAUAUCAUAUUGUUGAUGGUAAUCCAGAUAAUGCAUUUACAAUAAGUCCACCAUACAGUGGUAUUGUCAGAACAAAUAUUGUACUUGAUCGUGAAAUAAGAGAUAAAUAUAGAUUAACAAUUAUUGCAACUGAUCAGGGUAAUCCACAAUUAACUGGUACUGCUGCAUUGAGUAUUAGAGUUAUUGAUGUCAAUGAUAAUCAACCAACAUUUCCUGUUCACAAUGUUAUAUCAGUAUCUGAAGGUACAACUGUUGGUAGUGUAUUGACAACAAUAACAGCAAAUGAUGUUGAUAGUUCACCAGCAUUAAUUUAUACAAUUGGUAAUGUCAAUGAUUUUGGUCCAUUUAGUAUUGAUAGAUAUGGUGGUAAAGUAACAUUAACUGGUCCUCUUGAUGCUGAAAAACAAAAUGAAUAUACACUUAAAAUAAUUGCAAGUGAUUCAAUUCAUCAAGUUACAACUGAUUUGAUUAUUCGUGUUAAUGAUGUCAAUGAUAAUAUUCCAAGAUUUAAUCAAGCUAUUUAUAUGGCAACACUUGCAGAUGGCUGGAGUGAAAAUAUUGGCAGUGGUAGUGUUGCUGAUCUUCAAGAAGUCAUUAUUGUAAAUGCAACAGACAAUGAUAUUCUCGAGGAAAAUAAUAAAAUUAAUUAUCAUCUACAAUAUUCAGUUAAAGGAUUUACAAUUGACUCAUUGACUGGUGCAAUAAUGGUUAAUAGAACAGCACUUGUUCGUCCAUUGCCAAAAGAAAUUGAAUUAAUUAUUAUUGCAAAAGAUACUGGUAAAGUAUCAUUACACAGUACAUGUCUAGUUAUUGUAAGACUUAAUCAACUUGAGUAUUCAUCAUUAACAAGUAAAGAAUUUAAAAUAAAUAUCAAUGAAAAUAUAAAACGUGGAACAACAAUUAUUAAAUUAAAUGAUAUUGGAUUAUUGGAUGGUACAAUAAUAUCAAAUGGAAAUAAUAAUAAUGAUACAUUUGAAAUAUUCCAAGAUAAUUUAAUUGUCAUUAAAAAUUUAGAUCGUGAAAAGAAAGAUAAAUAUUUAAUUCAGCUUGGAUCUAAAAAUGAUAAAUCAUCAAUGUUGAAUGAUGGAAUAUUAAUAACUGAGGAUAAUGUUAUUGUUACAAUAAUAAUUAAUGAUAUUAAUGAUAAUUAUCCAAUAUUUUCUGAUGAUAUUAAUGAGCUUAGUAUUAAAGAAGAUACACCAAUUGAUAGUUUAUUAAUAAAAAUAAAUGCAACUGAUAAUGAUUGUCCAGAUACAUUAGCAUCAAAAAUAACAUAUAAUAUAACAUCUGGUAAUGAUGCAGGAUUAUUUAAAAUUGAUAAAACAAAUGGUGAAUUGAGAAUUAAUUCAACACUUGAUUGUGAUUUAAUGCCUGAUAGUUAUAGUAUUGUUAUAACUGCUUGUGAUAAUGAUAAAAAAAUACAAUUAUGUACAAUGAAAAAAUUGAAUAUUCAUAUUGAUGAUGUUAAUGAUAAUUCACCUAAAUUUCCAGUUAUUGAAUAUGUUGAAUUUGUUGGUGAAAAUGAGCCAAUUGGUACACGUGUUGUUUCAGCAAGAGCAUAUGAUAUUGAUCGUGGUGUAUUUGGUAAUUUAAAUUAUACAAUAUUAUCAGCAUCAGAUCCAACAAUGAUUGUUAAUGAUUUUGCUGUAACAGAUGAUAGCUGGAAAUUAUUUAAAAUUGAUAAAAAUAAUGGUUUAAUAACAACAAAUGUUAUAUUUGAUUAUGAACAAAGAAAUCGUUAUGCAUUUUUAAUACGUGCAACAGAUUAUGGUGGUAAAUAUACACAAAUUAAUGUUAAAAUUGAAAUUGAUUCACGUGAUGAAUUUUAUCCACAAUUUACUGAACGUAUGUAUAGAUUUUUAUUAAGUGAUGGUGUACAAACAAAAAUUGGUACAAUAAUUGGUUACGUUAGAGCAACUGAUCGUGAUAAAGGACCAGAUGGACGUGUUGUUUAUCAAUUAUCAUCACAACAUACAUAUUUAAAAUUAAAUCGUACAACUGGUGCAUUAAUUAUUAAAAAGAAAUUAAAUUAUGAUAUUAUUGAAGAUUGUUCACGGCUAAUUGUCAGUGCAAGUUCUGGUAGACAAGGUUCAUUAUCAAAUAUGACUGUUGUUGAAGUACGUCUUGUUGAAAGUAAUAGUAAUGAUAUUUAUGAUGCAAAUUCAUUAUCAGCUAGUGAUAAUUAUAAAAAAAAUAUGACUAUUGAAACAUCAUCAAGUUUUGCAAAUUGGACUGUUGGUUUAUUAUUGUCAUUGCUAUUAAUAAUAUUAGUUAUGUGUGGUAUUUAUUAUGUUUAUUUAAAUAAUCGUAAAUAUAAUAAAUCAAAUAGUAAUAAUAAUAAUCAUCAUCAUCAUAAUCAUAAUAAUAAAAGUAGUUUAACUGGUGAUUGUAAUAAUCAAACAUCAUCAAAUAGUUAUGUUGAUCCAAGUGCCUUUGAUACAAUACCAAUUAGAAAUAUUAAUAGUAAUAAUAAUAACAAUAAUAAUAAUAGUAAUAUCAAUAAUAAUAGUAAUAAUAAUAACAAUAUUAUUAAUAGUAAUUGUUUAUUACCAAGUAGUAGUGUUACAACAUCAAAUGGUUGUAGCACUAACACAUUUACAACAAAUUUACCACCAAAAUAUGAUGAAAUACCAGCAUAUAGUACAUCAAGAAGUUCAACAAAUGGUGGUGUAUCAUCACGUCGUCAUGAACAACAACAACAACAACGACGUCAUCAUCAUCCAACAUCUGAUUUAUCAGAAAGUGAACAAUCUGGUUCAUCUGGACGUGGUUCAGCUGAGGAUGAUGGUGAUGAUGAAGAAAUACGUAUGAUUAAUGAAGGUGGACAAACAACUGGUGAUUCAUCAAGUGAUUUAUCUGUUAAUAAUACACAAGAAUAUUUAGCUAGACUUGGUAUUGUUGAUAAUAUAUCAUCAAGUGUUUGUACACCACGUAGACCACAAGAAGCAUUACCAAUUGAUAAUAUACAUUUAUUUGAUGAUGUUAAUGAUGUUGGUGAUGCUGAUAUAACAACACUUAUUUAUGGUAAAAUUAAUUGUGAUAAUAAUAAUACACAUUUAACAUCAGAAAUUGAUUCAAUUGGACAAGGUGGUCCAUCAAUGAAUGGUUCAUUAAGUUCAAUUGUACAUAGUGAAGAAGAACUAGCUGGUUCAUAUAAUUGGGAUUAUUUACUUGAUUGGGGACCACAAUAUCAACCACUUGCUCAUGUAUUUGGUGAAAUAGCUAGACUUAAAGAUGAUAAUGCUAGUAUUAAAAGUGGUGUAUCAAAUAAUAGUACUAGAUUAAAAAAAUCAUUACAUAAUAAACCACCACCACCACCAUUAUUAACAUCAGUUGCACCACGUUUAUUAGCAGCACCAGCAUUAGCACGUGGUAUAUUACCAAGAUCACCAAUUAGUCAUGAUACAUCAUUGUAUCCAUCAGCAGCAUUAAGUCCAAGUUUUUCACCAUCAUUAUCACCACUUGCAACAAAAGUAUCACCUAGUAUUAGUCCACUAGUACCACCAACACCAACACAAAGAAUUCAUACAAGUGGUAGACUUCCAACAGCUGUUGUUGUCAAUUCUGACAAUCAAAUAAGAAUUUAAUAUUAUUUAUAUAUUAUUUAUUAUUUUAAUAAUAACAAUUUUUUUUUUAUCAAAUUAAUUUUUUUUUUUUU